Anopheles maculipalpis is the source of this 5566-nucleotide messenger RNA. Its product is annotated as protein qui-1. Bases 35 to 5566 code for a protein of 1843 amino acids. The transcript has 18 exons. Gene Ontology annotation, molecular function: protein binding. Lineage: Eukaryota; Metazoa; Arthropoda; Insecta; Diptera; Culicidae. The record is from RefSeq and is a predicted model, not a curated record.
GUCAGGCUAUACUGGCACCACAAAUGCAAUCAACAUGGCGGCAGCGAUAGAGGAAGCAGUGUUUAAUGCUCUACGGGGACAUCACAAUGCACACACGAAGCUGCCCGCCCCUCGAAUAAUUAAAAUCUAUGUGGCGAGUUUAAAGGAUGACUUCAAAGAGGAACGCCGCCUAUUGCUGGAAGUGAUUGGUCCGGACCUGCAAGCCCUUUACGAUGACCGGCAACUCGAGAUUGAAAUAGUUGACAUCCACUUUGGGACUGGUAGCGAUGGGUUAACAAUCGUCGACCUGGAUCCGUACGUGCUCGAGGAUCACCUGGAGGAAAUCGAAACAUGCCAUUCCGUCUCGAAGAGUGUAUUUCUAAUCGUACUGCUUGGGUCACGUUUAGGCCAUUUUUUACUGCCAACCAAACUCGACCCCGGCGUUUUUACGGCCAUUGCGGAGCGCUCGACCGGCGAUGAAGCUGAGUGUUUGCGGAAGUGGUACAGCACCAGAUGCCCCGAGACGAGCCCGGUAGCCCGAGAGCGGCCCGAGCAGGACGGUGAAGGAGGCUUCUACUGGCUGGCGACGGACUACAGAAAGUUGGAGCAGGCCGAGUGGGCACUGGAGGCUGCACGGUUGCGCGACCUGCUAGAAAGCAGGAUAGACGAAGUGCUGCGGUCGGCCGAGGCAAAGGAAAAGUCAUUCGAGGAUGGAUUGGACGGGGAACAAUUCUGUGAUAAUCUGAAACGACUGAAAACCAGAGCUAUCGCACGGGAAAUUGAAAAGGGUUUAGCGUGCUCACCGGGACGCAUUUUGACACUUUUCCGCCACUGGCAGAAGCAGCCAGAGAACGGUUCUACCGAGCAUGGAGACGAAGGCCCCUUGGGCUUAUGCACAGCAGUGGAGCAGCUAGAAAGUAGCCUCACAGCAGCGUUACCUGCCAGCAAUCAUCAGACACUAACCGUUGAUUGGGCGGAAAAUGGAAUCGACCCGGAGCUCGAAUGUCACGAUCUCUACUUGAGCAGCUUCAAGAAUAAAAUGUUCGAAAUGAUGAAGGCUUCCAUCGAUCAGGAUUUGGCCAAGGAUCCGAACGGUGGCAAAGGACGUAAGAAAACCGUGCAGGAAAUAUUCCACGAGCAUUCAACGCAUUUAAUGUACUUAAAUGAGCACCUGAGUGCAAACAAGUACAUCUCGUCGAAGGUACCGGAGCGGAUACGACAGAACGUGCAGAUGAACUUCCGCUCCGGCAGCCGGCAUCCGCCAUAUUUCAUCCAUGGUGGACAUGGCAGCGGCAAGAGCACUUUGCUGUCGCACAUCUACACCGAGCUGGCGGGCUGGUUCGAGCACACGAAAGUGCACCGCGUGAUACGGUACGCGUCGGCUACGCCCCGUUCAGCCUACAACCUGGAGCUGUUGCGCGUCGUCUGCCAGCAGCUGGCCAUCAUCCUGAACAUCCCCGAGGGCUAUUUGCCGAAGGACGCUUCGUUUGAUCCACUCUACAUCAACAACUGGUUCCAGAACUUGCUGAAGCACUGCGAGGACCUGCACAACGAGAUACUCUUUCUGUUCAUCGAUGAUCUGCAUCGGCUGAACCCGCUGGAUUGCGAUAUAGUGGCCGCGCUGUCCUGGCUACCCAUCAGCCUACCCUGGAACGUGUUUCUGGUCGUUUCUACCACCGUGCCGAUCGAGUCACUCCGCCUGACCCCGAUGCAGAAGGAGCGUUUCAAGUGUGCGGAGUACUUUUUCGAUCUUUCGCUGGAGCAGAACGAGACAAAAGUGCAACGGUGGGGUACGGCUGCGACUGUCCCAGAGCACGAACCCGCGAACGGUGUGCCCACGUUUGCGCAACUGGUAAACGAUUUGUUUGACGCGAUGGAACAGCGGUUCGGCGUGAAGGGGUUCAGCCGGCUAGCCAUCUACAUCACGUGUUCGGAGUACGGGUUGACGGAGACGGAGCUGCUGGAGCUACUGAUGCCGACACAGGACGCGGAUCUGGUUAUCGAUAGUCACGAGGGAGACUUCAACUUUUCCACCUUCCGCACAGCUCGCAAUCAAAUGAGACUCAUACUGCGGGAGAAACUCAUGUCCGGUAAGCUGUUGAUCGUCUGGCGGCACAGCAUAUGUUCGGAGAUUACCCGGGCCCGGUACAUGACGCCGGACAUUACCCGUUCCAUUCACUCGGAGCUGGUGAACCUAUUCUUCCCUCCGGACAGUGACGACAGUGAGGACAUGUCGACCGAGCAGCACAGCAGAAAAUCGAGCAUGCAAACACAGCAGGAUGACAAUGUGACCCAAGUGCUGAACCUGGGGCCUGAUAUUUCCUACAGCAUACGACACGUGGAGGAAGCCUGGCACCACCUCAUCAAAUCGGAGGACACCAAAAAGCUGAAAGAGAUUGCCGUGUGCAACUUCGACUUUUUGCUAGCUGCAGUGCAAACAGUGUCCAUCAGCUAUCUGCGCUGUCUAAUCGAGCACGUACGCUGUUACAUCCUGGACCGGGACAUUGAGCUGGUGUACUACACGAUCCGGAAGUCAAGCGAUGUACUGACCCGCGACCCAAUGCAACUGGGCGCACAGUUGAUUUCCUGGCUGAAGUCUGUGUCGGCACACGAGGGACCGCAGGCACUGCUCAGCGUUACCGUGCAGUCGGCAACGGCCUGGUGCGAUGGGUACACAGUCCCGUUGCUCGUCCCAUUGACUGGUUGGCUUCCGGUUCCGCUGCCUAGCCAAAUUCGGUGCAUCACUGUUCCUGGUCCUGGGCCAGUGCGUUGCAUCGAAGUUUCGCCGUCCAAACAGCAUUUGAUAUUAUCACCGAAGGUUGGAGAUCCCCAAUUAUGGCACAUCAUGAGUAACAGCCUAGUGCAUACGUUUAAAGGUCACAGCGGUCCAGUUACGUACAUGAAGGUGCUGUCUCAGUAUCUGGUCACAACGUCCGAGGACACAUCCGUUAUCGUGUGGGACAUGAAGACCCUGGCAAUGAAGUUGAGAUUACGUGAACACAUUGCUCCGGCCUUGUGUGCUACGCUGGCAUUGGACAACAAGUACGUCAUAAGUGGUAGCGACGACUCCAGCAUCAUAAUAGCACUGUUUGAGACGGGAAAACUGGUUACCAAAAUUUAUCACCACCGUGGUCCAGUGACGGCACUACACAUGAGCUACCCGAGCGAGGUGCUCGUCUCGUCCAGUCACGAUGCAACCGUCUGUCUGUGGUCUCUGGAGAACUUUACCCUUCUGAACUGCAUCCAGAUGGCACAGCCCAUUCUAAGCAUGCAGAUUUCGUGCGAUUCGACGUUCCUGCUGGUACACUGUGCCGACAACGGUUUGUAUCUCCGGUCGCUGACCACGGGCACAGAGCUGCACGCCCUGAAAGGACACAAAUCGAAGGUUCGUGCCCUUUGCAUUGCUAUGGACAGUCAGCGAGCGAUCGUGGGUGGUGAGGACACGAAAGCGCUCAUCUUUGACAUGCAUUCCGGCCGUAUCAUCCGAUCGUUACCACCGAAUCCGGGCGCCGUUACAGCAGUGUACGUGAUGGAGAAGGACGACUACCUCAUCACGGCCGGCGGUAACAAGAUCACGUUCUAUUCGUUUCGCAACGAAGAUUCCAUUGUCAAUUUCUACCCGAAGAAGAAGAAAACGCUCAAAAAGUUCCACCGGAACCGGUUGGCGUUGCAGUCGACAUCGAGUCCAGUGAUUUGCUUUGACGUUUCACGCGACUCCACAAUGGCGGCGGUGGCCUCAAGUCGGUGCGUGCAGAUCUGGCAGUUGAAUUCGCCCGAACUGACCAGUAUCCUGGAGGGUCAUACGGCUACGGUAACGUGCGUAAGUUUCGCUCCGAAUUGUGAACUGGUCGCUUCCGGUUCGGAGGACAAAUCGGUGAAUGUAUGGAGUUUGGGGCUUGGAUCGGUGACGGCAACCUUCAAGGGCCACAAUACCUCGAUCACUUCCGUAACGUUCAUGAUGGAUGCAAGACGAAUCAUAUCUGCCGAUCGCGACGGUCUGUUGUACGUGUGGAUCUCCGACUCGGGCAUGAUUCUGCAGAGCGUUCAAGGACCGCAUAAGUGUUUAUCCGUCACGAACAACAUGAAGUUUGCGGUGUGCACAAAUGGGGACUCGAGUCUACGAAUUUGGUCGCUAACGCGCGAGGACGAGAAGUACACGGUGUCACACUCGGACGAGAUAACGUGCUUCAUCAUUACGGCCGACUCGCUGUAUGUGAUCACCGGAUCGAGGGACAUGUCGCUGAAGGUGUGGCAAGCUACGGGGGGUAAAUUGGCGCAGGUCCUCGUAGGUCAUACGGAUGCAGUGACGUGUGUGGCGGUAUCCGUAACCAAUAAAAGCCAGGUCAUAUCCGGUUCGAAAGAUUCCAAUCUGAUUAUCUGGGAUAUUCACACUGGCGAGGAAAUUCAUACACUGGCCGGCCAUCUUGGGCCGGUGACGUGUGUUAAGGUAUCGGCGGACGGUACGACGGCCGUCUCUGGAAGUGACGACAAAACGCUAAUCGUGUGGGAAACGAAACGAGGCUUAGCAUUAACCUCACUGCAACUGCACGUGCAAUUCACACGCUUCGAUAUCAGUCUCGAGUGUUCGCGGAUCAUUGUACAGCUGGUGGACAGUUCUUGUUUGCCCAUCAUAUGUCUGCACAACUCACCGGCGAGCUACAUUAAGCUUCCCACAUAUUCUGCACCUGCGCGAGACGUGGAAGAUCUUCGACCGGCUGGACCGAAACGUCCUGCCCGGCGUCUGCUCAAGAAGGAAGUAUCGUUGGACACGUAUACCUGGCAGAAGAAGUACGCCCAUCUUACGUCCUCGGUCAUGAUGGCGCAGGUAGACGAACGUCUCAAACGUCGCUUCUCGGUGUCGGCCAGUAUGGAAGAAAUCUCGAAGCUGGCCGAGGCCAAGAAUGUAGAAUCUCAAGCCACUCUUGGUCCGGAGCAGGCGGCCCUGGCACAGUCCCAACACUUUGAUCAGCUGGAAGCCCUGUGGAAUAAACGAUCGCCUCCCAGACGCAGACUCAAUGCGUCCCUAUCGCGUCAAUCAUCGCUGGUGGAGGAUCGAAUCGAUUCUUCCGAUGAAGACGAGUUCCAGGAGGAACGCGCAGGUAUGUCGAAGAAACUGGCCCUCUUUCACGCGUCGCGCCCUCUCUCGCUUUCGGUAGAUGCAUGGAACUGUUCUAGUCUGUACUCCUCAACCUCCUCCACCAACACCCAAUACAACCAACCGAACCAUCAUCAGCAGCACCAAUACCACCAGUACCAUCAGCGCCAUCAGCCCGACCUGUUGCGCGAGGUGCUGCUACUGAAGAAGCAACACUCGGUACCGACCGGGGGCGCCCAUUCGGUCGAUCCGUUCGGCGGCCAGCUCAAGCUAUCCUCCACCGAGACGGAUCUGCAGGCCCUCUUUCGGCAUUGCACUUUCGGCACGCUCAGUUGCCACUCGCGACGCCGCCAGUCUAGCCCGGAAAGUGAGCAGUAUCACGUUCGCGCACGGCGUAAGUCUCGCUCGAUCGAUAAUCUUGCCCACGAGGUGACGGUGUUUAGGCAAGGGUGUCGACGCAAUACCAUGUCACGGUCCUGCCUCAUGCAGUGA